Pelodiscus sinensis (Chinese soft-shelled turtle) is the source of this 1448-nucleotide messenger RNA. Lineage: Eukaryota; Metazoa; Chordata; Testudines; Trionychidae. The record is from RefSeq and is a predicted model, not a curated record.
UCUAAAUCAUUUAUGAAGAUAUUGAACAGAACCAGUCCCAAACAGACCCCUAUGGAACCACACUUAUGCCCUUCCAGCAUGACUGUAAAACAUUAAUAACUGUUUUCUGAGAAUGGUUAUUCAACCAGUUAUGCACCCACCUUAUAAUAGCUCAACCUAGUUCUUCAAAACUGGUGAGGUUGUGCUGCUUUUGCCCAUGGUAUACUUACCUGUUUUAUGGAUAUCAAGAAUUGACUUCCAGUUCUUUAAUAUAAUAGUUGUGCAACAAGCUAAACUUAGGUGUGUGGAGGAAAAAAAAAGAGAGGAAAAAUCCUCAAGUAUGCAGCUGGCCUUUUGGCUCUUGGAAAGGUAAAUGCUGACCUUCAGUCAACCUUGCUAUAUUCAGUUAUCCCACAUUCCCUGACAGACAUCUGCAUUCAGCAAUGUAAACACUGCCCUGUUAUCAGUCCUGUGUCAAGGUAAGGCUGUAGUAUAAAGAGACUACUGCAGAACAAAAUGAUGUAUUUUUCAUACCCUACUGCAAGAAUGAAAUUCAUCGUGCUAAUUCUGCUGAUUUCAGUGGGUGCGGCCAGUGCCACUACCUCCCCCUUGGCUUUGUGGCAGUUCCGCGAGAUGAUCAAAUGCACUAUCCCGAACAGCAACCCACUAAUGGAUUAUAACAAUGGCACUGGAACACCAGUGGAUGCCCUUGACAGGUGCUGUCAAGUGCAUGAUAACUGCUAUUCUCAGGCCAAGAAGCAUCCAGAGUGUAAGGGACUCCUGGACAACCCCUACACCGAGUUGUACUCCUAUAGCUGCUCAGGCAGCACCAUUACCUGUAAUGGUAUGUCUGCUUUUCUGUUAUUUCACUUCAGCCACUGUUUUACUUGUAUGGGUCUUUGGUCUAAGCUGAAUCUCCUUCAGUAGGAAAGUGGUUCCUAAAAGCAGGCUCCACACCAUGCCAUCACCUGCUUCAGCAGAGCUGGUGUUUGCUAGAAGUGGGUACACUUCCCCCGAGACACUGUAAUAACACAGCCCAAGUUCGAAAGGCCUCAACUCCUUAGGAUCACACAGAUCCAUAUAUGGGAUACACAUCAAAGGACAAAGCCCUUUGCUUGAAGCUCAACUUAUCAGGACUGUGUUUUGCUAGUUAUGAAAUGUGCAAUUUAAUAUGAAAUGUGGUUUGCCCAAGUAUGGCUGCAUUUCAGUAGUAGUGUGUGUUUGAAGUACUCUGUAAAGUGACUUGAGAGGGAGCAGGUACCAGCAGGAAGAGAAGAGGCAGACCAGGAUGGGCAAUAAUUUUUCAUGGGGGGGCCCACACCAAGAUUUUGGCAAGUGGUCAAAGGCUGCAUUUCUACCAAGGGAGGUUGGGAUCUGGGUCAGAGGUUGGGUGCAGAAGGGAGCUUGGGGUAGGACACUGGGUGCAAGAGAGGGUGUGGAGUUUGAGAGAGAGUUUGGGUGAAGGAGGG